Molecule: messenger RNA, 1483 nt
Organism: Chara braunii
Lineage: Eukaryota; Viridiplantae; Streptophyta; Charophyceae; Charales; Characeae
Source: the annotation of a GenBank genome assembly
CUUCGCGGCGAUUGCGGGACCCCUCACGAAUCUCCUGCGCAAGGAUCAGCCGUUGAUCUGGAUGCCGGAGUGCGAUCAAGCGUUUUCCAAACUCAAGGUUGCUCUCAUUUCGGCUCCGGUCCUUAUAAGACCGGAUCCCGAAAAACCUUUUGUUUUCAUCACCGACUGGCAUCCAGAGGCGAUUUCGGCGAUCCUCGCCCAGGUGGGACCAAGCGGAUUCGAGAAUGUGGUGGAAUAUGCGUCUAAAUCAGUACCCGCCUGCAAGCGCAACUACGCCGCUUCGACGGGAGAAUGCUAUGCGGCUCUCUGGGGAAUCAGUCACUUUCGUGCUUACCUGUAUGGGCGAAAGUUCACCUUGGUGACUGAUCAUGAGCCCCUGUUGGCUGUGAAGAAGUCGAAGGAUUACUCGGGCAUGAUUGGGCGAUGGGCAACGGUGUUGCAGAGCAUGGACUUUGACAUCCGUCAUCGGAAGCACGAGAGACACGGGAAUGCGGACGGACUGACACGACUGCACCGGCCUGAGAAAGUUCCGAGGAAUGAGGAGGUGAUUCCGUGGAACGAACCCGAACAGGAGAUUCGACCUCGAUACGGCCAAGUGGAGAUCUUAUCGAAGCAUGAAGUAAACGGGCACUAUCGAGUACCCCACGUGGAUCGAGAAUCCGGAGCUGCUGAUCAUACAGGGUUGGAGGACAAACGUGGAAGGAGAUUCCUCUUUGGAUCGGUACGACCGGGUCGCCGUCCGUUGAUUGCACAGGAGCUCAUCGCACCGAUCGUGCAAUUGGCGGACGAUCUCUCGCCCGACAUCUACUUUCAGAGCGACAACAGUCCUGCUCCGUACAUUUUCGAGCGAUCCUUGGAUCCGUACCUUCAGUGGACUUCGUGCUUGGAGGAACCUAGGGACGAGGAUACGCUACCAUUGAGGCAGGAGUAUCUGAAGCCGUACGAGAUCAUCCCUUACGCCUUCUACCCGAGGGCAGAAGAAGUGGUGAUUGACGACGACGACGAAGAAAACGACGACGACGAGAAGACAUCGGAGGAGGGAAGCUAUAGUGAACAUAGCGAGGGUGAGUUGAGCGAGGAGGAAGAGGAAGAAGAAGGAACCAGGUCCGAGUGGGAAGCCCCACCGAAGGAAGCGGCGGGAACGGAGGCGGAAGAUCCGGAAGCGCCGCGAAAGCGCGAAGAGAUUGCCUCCGAAAAGCGUCAGCUGGAGCUCGCUAGCAAGGCUAGCCUGCGCAUCGGUAGCGAUCCGACCAGGGAUCAAGAGCCGCCGAGGCCCGAAGAUGGCGACCCUGCAGCCGCCACCUUAAGUACCGCGCGACGGACACAGCGUCGAUCCCCCUCCUCCUCCAGCCCCACCCGUCCCCCAGUUCGCCCACGUACCAAUGCGCGUGAUAGGCCUUCGACCUCGGACGCUGCCCCGCCGACCCCUUGAUUUUCUCACCCUCGAGCAGAUCCGUACCCCCGUCACCUUCCCUUCCCAUCC